AUCUCUACCUUUUGAUUUCCCUCAAUUCUGUUAUUCCAUUCAUAUUAUAUGUAUGUUUGAUUGAUUUUUGUAUGCCGAUCCUUAUUCAAACAUAUGUACCAUCUGUUAAUUGAUCCAUGAUCUUUCUGAAAUUGAUUUUGAUUAUUAUAUUGCUAGAGACCAUCUGAUCAUACUGCAAACUCAAAGACAAAAUGUCAGGCGUAUCCCUUGCGCUGGCUCCCGGCUCUAACCCUGACCCUGAGGAAACCACCAGACAACCACCACAACAGACGGUGGUGGGUGGUAUCAUGGGAUCUCUACGUGUGAUUGAACUCCAAUUAGUAGCUUUCAUUAUGGUUUUUUCAGCCAGUGGUCUGGUCCCACUUUUUGACCUUGCCUUCCCAGCCUUCACCACCAUCUAUCUCCUCCUUCUGUCACGAUUAGCAUUUCCUAAUUCUUCCACCACUCGUCAUAGAUCAGAGAUCAUAUUCCAAGGAAACCGCCUCUUCCGAGCAUAUGUGAUAUUGGGAACCACCAUUGGAUUGUUUCUACCAUUAGCUUAUGUUUUGGGUGGGUUUGCGAGAGGAGAUGAGCAUGCUGUUCAGUCAGCAACGCCACAUUUGUUCUUGCUUUCAUGUCAGAUACUAACAGAAAACAUCAUAAGUGGGUUAUCAUUAUUUUCACUUCCUGUGAGAGCUUUGGUGCCAAUGCUGUAUACGGUUAGGAGGAUCUUUGUAGUCUUAGAUUGGGUUCAGGAUGUGUGGCUUAACAAGACCCUUCCUGUAAAUGCUGAAAUCAAGGAUGUUGCUUGGUUUUGGUUUGGAAGGGUUCUAGCUGUGGCCAAUCUGGGUUAUUUUUCGAUCAAUCUGUUUGGGUUUUUGAUUCCCAAGUUCCUUCCAAGAGCAUUCGAUCACUACUUGAAGCAGAGAAAGGAGAUGGAAAGGAAGAUGGGGGAGGAGGACAAGCAAUUUGAAGAUAAGAAGUCCAAUUAAAUUAAGUAGACCAGAAAAACACAUGCAGUGUAUAUACAAGUAAUUGAAAAUGUAUGUUAUGUUUGUGUCCAAAACUACUUAUAAAUUAAUGCACAUGUGUACCGUAUAAAUAAGCGGUUGAUUGGUUACUAGACUGCUCCAUGUACAUGUGUAUAAAGUUUUGAGUUUUGGUAAUUGUAGUGUAUUUGAAGUUUGUAAUUGUAAUUGUAAUUGUAAUUGUAAUUGUUAGCUAGUAACUGUUAGUAGCUGUUUUGAAUAAGACUUGGUCAUUAGAUAGAGCUAUUCUUUAGGAGAUUCUUUUGCUUUUCAGUUAUGUAACUCGCCCCUUCAUUUCUUAGUAUCAAUGCAACAGUCCUUCAGU
Messenger RNA from Cynara cardunculus var. scolymus (artichoke), 1332 nucleotides. RefSeq lists its product as uncharacterized. The transcript is spliced from 2 exons. The record is from RefSeq and is a predicted model, not a curated record. The coding region runs from base 192 to 971 and encodes 259 amino acids. NCBI's taxonomy places the organism in Eukaryota, Viridiplantae, Streptophyta, Magnoliopsida, Asterales, Asteraceae.